Molecule: messenger RNA, 546 nt
Organism: Drosophila rhopaloa
Lineage: Eukaryota; Metazoa; Arthropoda; Insecta; Diptera; Drosophilidae
Exons: 3
Coding region: 1-546 (181 amino acids)
Source: RefSeq, a predicted model, not a curated record
AUGCGGGCUUUGCUGAUCAUUCCGGCUCUCUGCGGAGUAUUAUUAACUUAUAACACAGGAUUGAACAACGCGGUCGUAUUUAAGUUUACCAACGUUAUUUGUGAGAGUUACAACACAUCUUGGUUUGUGUUUCACAACUGUCGCUUAAAGGCUGUGAAUAGAAGCAAAGUGCUUCUUAAUAUCAACGGAACGGUCUUACACCCAGCUUAUGAUAUACACGUUCAUGGACAAGUUUUAAAGAGGGCCAAUGGCUACAAGCCGUGGCUAGUCGACCAAAAACUGGAUGAGUGUCAAUACAUGCGACACCGAUCCAUUCCGGUUGUAACAAUUGUCUACGGGCUUUUUAAGGAAUUUUCAAAUAUGAACCACACAUGCCCCUAUAUAAUAAGAAUCAUAAAAGACUUUUAUCUGAAGACCGAACUACUACGGCUUCCGCUUCCAACUGGCGAUUACAUGCUGACUUUGCGGUGGUUUUUUGAUCGAAAAUUGCAAUUCGAUUUUAAUGUCAGUUUCACGUUUGUCGAAGAUAUUCUCAAAAAAAAUUAA